Molecule: messenger RNA, 4258 nt
Organism: Pararge aegeria (speckled wood butterfly)
Lineage: Eukaryota; Metazoa; Arthropoda; Insecta; Lepidoptera; Nymphalidae
Product: zinc finger protein 260-like
Exons: 2
Coding region: 552-2405 (617 amino acids)
Biological process (GO): regulation of transcription by RNA polymerase II
Molecular function (GO): RNA polymerase II cis-regulatory region sequence-specific DNA binding; DNA-binding transcription factor activity
Source: RefSeq, a predicted model, not a curated record
CAUAGUGAUAGGUCACGCCUCACGGCACUCAGUUUGACGUUUAUUAUCUUUAUCGCACAAGAGUUUAAAAGUGUGUUAUAUUUACUUAGUGAUUGCACAUGAUAUCAAAAGUGUUUUCUAGUGAACCUCGUCUGCUAUGACAAAAAAGAUCGCUAUGCUGCUGUGAAUAAACCAAAAGCGAUUCAUAAAUCGAGGUUGUUUAAUAUGGAUCGAUAGUUCAUUGUUUGACGAACACAAGGUAAUGGUCUUAUUUAUUUAAGACAAAAGGCAGAGGCUCCGUCCGUCCUUCACACGUUAGAACAUCGUUAUCAAUGCACGUAACUGAUCGGUUUAUUUAGAGGUGAUUAUUGAAGGAACUAAGCAGUGCAUGUAAGUACUCACGCUAAGAGCACGUCAUUCGUAAUUAUUACACUUUUGAGACGUAAAUUUUACUAAUAUUUGGUGAACUCUUCGCUGGUGGUGGUAUUUUCGCUUUCUGCUACAGAUUAUUACAUGUUAGUAACAUAUUAAAGCUUGCUAACCAGUGUUAUCAUGUACUAGUAACUUGUAUCAUGGCUAAUGCAAGAAAUAGAGUUAACUCAUCCAAAACUGUGUCAAAGAGAGUAAAAGGGAGUGGUAAAAUUGGUAAACACAAACAAUCGUUAUCAGGUUUUCGUAAUGUCAGGACACGCUCUGUCACGAAAAAUACUUUACAGUUAAAAGAAAAGGUCAAAUCUACGUUAAAUCAGCCUGGUAAGAACAAUUUACAGGACACAGUGCUCAUAACAAAUUCCAAACUAAAAAGAAAUUUUCGUAUAGUGAAGGAUACAUUUUUCAAUGAAAAUGGAAUCAUUAAAAGAAAAAACAAAGAUAAUUUAAGAAUUUGCAAUGAUAUUUUGAAAAAUGAAUUAUUGAUACAAGAUAAAAAGGUAAAGCCAAAAACUAAAGCUGAAAAAAGUGGUUCAAACAACAAUAGCAUCAUAGCCAGUGAGAAAAAGUCUAACAGUGCAAAAGUAUUGGAAAUUAAUGCAAAAACUAAAGUGCAGAAAACCACAAAGAGACACCAGGGUCGAAGUCUACGUGCACGUAAAUAUCCACAAAACAACCGGAAACCUAAAAAAGGACUUUUCCAAUGUGAUUAUUGCCAAAAACAAUUUGAUAACAAAUCGUCAAUAAGAAGACAUGUGUAUUUACAUCUUAAUGUCAAGACAUUUCCAUGCAGUCAAUGCAAAAAGGUGUUCCGAAAGCAACUAUACUUGUCAGCUCAUGUCACAAGACAACACCCUGAUUGGGGUCAACAUUACAUGUGCAACUUAUGUGAUAAACCUUUUUUGAUGAGAGAAAACCUUAUAGCACAUAUGGCUUCACACACUAACACUGAAACAAUGUUCAAGUGCAUAUACUGUAAAGAGAAAUAUUCUAAUCAAAAUGAUUUAAUAAAACAUGAAAAGCAACAUCUUGUCUGUGGCAUGUACUACUGCAUAAUAUGCCAACAAAGCUUUGACUGCAGGAAUAAGCUGUCAAUGCAUUUCAAGACACAUCUCAAAGUUAAAGACUUCAUUUGUCAGCAUUGUGGUAAGGAGUUUUUACGCAUGAAUUCUAUGAGGCGUCAUGUACAAAUCAGUCAUGCUGGUGUAAGAAUUCAGUGUACUAUAUGUAAGAAGUACUUAAAGGGUCAUCUGACUGAACACAUGCGUACACAUGAGAAUCAACGCCCCCAUAAAUGCCCAGACUGUGGACAGUCCUUCACACAGUCAACUCAGCUGACUGUCCAUCGCCGUUCACAUACAGGAACCCGUCCCUAUGCUUGCAGGAUAUGUAAACGGCCAUUCACUCAUUCUAAUGCACUCAUGUUGCAUAUCCGACGUCAUACUGGUGAAAAGCCAUUCCAAUGCGCGAUGUGCCCAAUGUUCUUUUCACAAUUACCACACAUGAAAGCCCACAUGAGAACAAUUCAUGGUAAAGAAAACCCUUAUAAGUGUAAAAAGUGUCAACAGUUUUUUAAAUUGAAAGUUGAUAUCGAGAACCAUGCAAAGGUCUGUAAAGUGGGAGAGAAGGAACUAUCCUUUGAGGAGAAGAUUGAAGCUUCAGUCAAGGUGCAAGAGGAAGACGUUGUCGAGUCAGUCAUGACUUUGUCACGGAUGAGAUUCUUAUUGGCUCUCCUGCUAACCAUGAUUGCAACCAAAGAAAAACUCCAUUACUUAGGUUUCAAUAAACGUCUCAUAGAUGAUCUACUUGUGGAAUCGCUGGAGGCUAUGGGCCACCAUCCUUGCAAUGAUGAGACCCUAGCACCGUUAAAACGUCUGAAAACAAAUAUAGAGAUAUUAUUGAACGGAACGGUACCAAAGGAACAGAUGGCAAAGUUUAAGAAGGAACAGAAACGAACAGAGGAUAUUCUGGAACUUCUUACUGAUGAGAAGAAAUAGGUAAAUUGCAUGAUAUGAGUAUAUCUUUGUUCUUCAUGAAUACAUGGAAUGAAGAUAUACUCACAGCCUUCGGUAUUGUGGGAUGAGAAUUUUUAGCUGUCUUUUAUAUUACUGAUACAAUUACAAGGUUAGUUGGAAAAGGCGUUACCAAUGGGAUAUUCCAGUCUAUAAUAAUAAAAAAUUUUUGUUUCAUAACACUUUCCUAGAAUCGACCCAGCAACUUUCUUAAAAAAUAUCCGGUCACAACAUUAACAUCAGCUGUAUUUUCAAUAAUUAAAGGUCACAGAUUGUUAUGGUAACAGAAAAAAGUUACACUAGAUUAUAAAAACGUGCCAAGUGCCGAUAAAUGCUAUUAGUAAUUGAAGUAUGUUUUACAGCAAAACAAAGUGACUGACUAAAUUAUCCGUUUUAGACAGCUCAGUAAAGUGCGCGCUGACACACACAUGAGGGCACAUGCACCCAACACGCACAUAAGCGAACAGACACACACUCUUACACUCACACGUAUGUACACACGCACGCACGCACGCACACACACUCACACACGCGCUGUGAUGUUCGUUUUUGGAAUCUGUAUUUAUGCCCAAUGGAUGACAUUUUAAAUUUAGAUUAAAAAUUUCAUCUUAUGGGCAUAAAUAUAUAUCAUACAUGAAACAUUAUGUUGCUGUUAAAUAAUACUUUUUGAAGGUGGUGCAGUAAUUCAUAAUUACCUUGUAAGUUGUGUAAUGUUAUGUAACUGAAUAACAUCAUUAUUUAUUUUACUUUUUGAUUUAAUUAUCAGUAGCAUAAAAUUAUUGGAAUUCCAUCCUAUUUAUUGCGCACAUAAACAUCACAUUUUUUCUUUAUAUUUAAGAAGUUAAAUUUUAUAAAUGCAAGUAUAUUGUUAUAUCUUAUAAAAAUGGAGAGUUUUGUUAAUAUUGUGUUUAAUAUUUUUUCGUUAAUUCAGUCUAAUUUCUUUAGUCCAUGAAAAUAUUUGUUGAAUAUAUAUUUACAAAAAUCUGGAAUUCAAAAAGUAAUACACACUUUAUAUUAUCCCUAGAUGAACUCAUGUCGUGAGAUAUUUUAUAUCUUUAUUAAAUUAAAUAAUUCAUGACUUGUGAAAUCAUAGGAUAUUAAAUAUGCCUUCUAAUUUUUUUCUAUUAGUAAAACAAAUUCGCUUACUCGGAAUUCGAGUCAAUUGUAUUAGGGCAUCCAAAAAGCUAAAUUCCUAAAUACGUAGCAAAAAUUUUUUUUCUUUUUUAAAUUUGCUCCCAUUUUAAAAUUGAGUUGCUUAAAAAUAAGGAUUAAAUAAGUUUGACACAGAACUAACAACAUACAGAGACUGUGUACACGACUAAUAUUUAAGCAUCAAAAACCACUCUAUUUUAGUAGUUUUUCUAUGAAUUGUAUUGCGUCGAAAGAGCGCCAUCUAGGGACCAGAGGUGGCUCUUUCGACGCCAUACAAAUAAUAAGUAGUUAACUUUUACGCGAUUUAAAAGAUAAAAUAUCUCAUUAUAUAAAUAUCUUCAACUACUAAAUGGAAUGAAUUGACUAACCCCCUGUUCGCGACCACUAAAAUAGAGUGGUUUUUGGUGUUCUAAACGUUUACCAUAAAAGAGAAAAAGUUUGUGAGCUAGCAACAUUCCGCGGGUGUGAAGUCGCGGGGGUCAUUUUCACUGGUUUUGGACACAAUGCACUUAAUGCAAUAUGGCUGAAUAAGGGAUCUGUAUGUUUUUAAUUCUAGUAGUAAUAUAAAAUAAAGACAAAUCAAAUGUAAGGCUUGCCAUAAAAACUAAGAAGUGAUAAGUCCAAAGUUUUUAAUUUAUUGUAUUAUUCUAAUGUUAUUUUACUAAUAACUAUUUGAUAUUAUUAUA